Arachis stenosperma is the source of this 1011-nucleotide messenger RNA. Its product is annotated as glutathione transferase GST 23-like. Lineage: Eukaryota; Viridiplantae; Streptophyta; Magnoliopsida; Fabales; Fabaceae. The transcript has 2 exons. Gene Ontology annotation, biological process: glutathione metabolic process. Gene Ontology annotation, cellular component: cytoplasm. The record is from RefSeq and is a predicted model, not a curated record. Gene Ontology annotation, molecular function: glutathione transferase activity. The coding region runs from base 150 to 839 and encodes 229 amino acids.
AAAAUCACGCAGGUUGAACAUUCCGAGAAGGACGAGACAGAAAAUUCAAUGCCAAUUAAACAUUUAGUCAAGAUUGUAGUCUCUACAAUAACAAUCCUAUAAAAGUGAGACUGAAAAUUAAGAUAGGGUGUGAGGAGAAGAACAAGAUAAUGGGAAGCGAAGAUGUGAAGGUGCUGUGCUUUUGGGCGAGUCCAUUUUCCAUACGCGUUGAAUGGGCUCUGAAACUGAAGGGUGUUGAUUAUGAGUACAUAGAACAAGAUGUAUUCAACAAGAGCACCCUUCUUCUUGAGCUGAACCCCAUUCACAAGAAGGUUCCGGUUCUUGUUCAUGCCAGCAAACCAAUACUUGAGUCAUUUGUCAUCCUUGAAUACAUCGAUGAAACAUGGAAGCAGCAUCCAUUGAUGCCUCAGGAUCCUUAUCAAAGAGCUCAUGCUCGCUUUUGGGCUAAUUUUGCUGAAAAUAAGCUAUUAUAUGCUUCAUUCAUUGCCAUGGUCGCGACUGGGGAUGACACCGAAAAGGCUCUGAAUGUAGCAAGAGACUCUGUAGAAAAGAUAGAACAAGAGAUUAAGGGGAAGAAAUUCUUUGGAGGAGACAACAUCGGAUACCUUGACAUUGCACUUGGAUGGAUAUCUUACUGGAUCCCUGUUUAUGAGGAGGUUGGAUCAAUGCAGAUAUUAGAUCCUUUGAGAUUCCCAGCCAUCAACGCAUGGAUGACCAAUUUCCUCAACCACCCUGUGAUCAAGGACAGAUUGCCCCCUAGAGAUGACAUGGUUGCUUACUUCCACACUCGCAAGAAGAUUGUGUCUCCUACUUACCAUGACUUGAUGAAGUAUCUUUGAACCUCAUAUUUUUCAAGAGUAAUUCAUAUCUAUCUUUGAAUAAGAGCCUAUUUAUUUUAUUUCACUACAUACUAUAUUUUCUCUCGGGUAUUAGUGACUUCACUUGAGUUGUAUUGCCGUUACAAAUGUUAUGAAAUAAUGGUGGAAAACUAUUCUGGUUUUUGCAUGUAUA